UAUUAAAAGGCCAACUAGGAAAUAAUUUUGCACCUGUCAUGAAUGUUGUAAUUGUAAACAGAAAAAGUGGCCAUCCACCUUUAUAUGGAUGAUCGGUUUUUCAAUGAGGGAUUUCUACCUUUUUUUAGUGCUGCCCCGUUUUAAAUUAAUUUCAUUUCAGUUCUUCGAGCAUGUCAUUUAAUACAUUUAUACGUCUUAACUUGCUGUUUUCCUUGUACGCUAUAUGUGCUUGGUCUUACAAGCCAGUAGUGAUAAUACAUGGAGUGCUAACUGGUAACAUCACAAUGUUACCGCUAGCUGAAAGAAUCAAAGAGCUUCAUCCAGGGACAGAGAUAUUUGCUACAGACAGGUUUGGUGGCUGGUCCAGCCUGAGGCCUAUGUGGCAUCAAGUAAUGGAAAUCGGUGCAGACAUAAAUAAAUUCAUGUCUAGUCAUCCAGAAGGAAUUCAUAUUAUUGGAUAUUCUCAGGGAGGUCUGCUGGCCAGAGCUAUUCUGGAGUUUUAUUCAAACCAUAAUGUAAAUACAUUUGUUUCACUGAGCUCACCCCAAUGCGGUCAAUAUGGAACACAAUUUUUACAUCUAUUCUUUCCCACUCUUGCAUGUGAAACUGCAUUUGAAUUAUUUUAUUCGAUGGUCGGUCAAAAGACUUCAGUUGGAAACUAUUGGAACGACCCAUACCAUCAGAAACUUUUUCUCAAAUAUAGCGUGUUUCUGCCAUAUAUUAACAAUAUUAUUUCUUCUGAUGAAAGUUGUAAUUUUAAAGCUGGUUUGACUAAGCUGAAAAGAAUGGUUUUAAUCGGUGGUCCAGAUGAUGGUGUAAUUACUCCUUGGCAGUCUAGUCAUUUUGGAUGCUUUGACGGAAAUGAAACGACUGUUAAAGAAAUGAGGGAUCAAGAUUUUUAUCAAAAUGAUUCAUUUGGAUUAAAAACACUUGAUAAAAAGAAAAGAUUAUUUAUUCAUUCACUGUCUGGCAACUCACAUUUUGAAUGGCAUACAAAUUUAACUGUGAUAGACAAAUAUAUUAUUCCUUAUUUAGAUUAGCAUUAUUGAAAUGGGUAUUGAUAAUGAAAAAUCAGUGUUUAAUUUCUGCACCCUUGGGGCGUAACUGGAUAAGUCCGAUUUUGGCGAAAUGAGAUGGUUGCAUUUUCCAGUAAGUCUUUAAGCCUGGCAGACUCUACAUUCUGUACCCACCUAGCAAAUUGAAGAGUUAAUUGCUAAGUAGUGGUAUGAUGAUUGGCAAGUGUCCCUAAAUUUGUGUUAACAAGUAGAUAAAUGCUGGCACAUAAUGUGAUAAGUACCAAAAAGUCAGGAUAUAAUCAUACAUAUUAAAAGCUUAUUUGCUAGACAGCUGCAGUGAAUUUUAUGGAAAAAAACUACAAAAACUGAAUUUAUGCCAAAGGUAAACUUUAAAAUCACAAUCUUGAAAAAAAAAUUUGCUCUGGCAAACAGCUGUGGUCUUAGCCAGUCCUACUCUGCUUUUUUCUUACACAUCUAGCACAUAGCUUAGUAGCCCCUUCAUGAACAAUUUAUCUUGUUACUGUAAUUUGGGACACCUAGAACAUAUAGCAUAUUCUUUAACAGAUGACUUCUCUCAUAAACGGUGAUGGGCGCUAAUUCAAUCAAUAGUAAAGCAACAUACAGGUAGCAAAAUACAGGUCUUCAGGGUACUCUAUUUCCUGUCACAGACCCAUGCAUCCACACUAAACCACUCAUGCAUUCUUACAGAUAGAUCCUUUCAUACCGUAUGAACAAUUAAAAACUGGGGAGGCACCAGGGUAUUAAUAUUACGCUUUCCUAUCACACCAUUAUAUAUCUUAUUAUAGAUAUUCUUAUCUAGUUUUGCCCUGAUGCAUAUUUAAUGUCGUUUUCAAAUGGUAUAUUAAUUAUUGUUCAAUUGUCUUUGAAAAUGAUGCCUGAUUAUUCACUUGAGGUUGAUAGAAUAAUUUAAUUUGUGUUGUAUUGUAUGUGUGUUUUAGUUGUGAUAGUUAGGUUUCGUACAUUGGCCCAUGUUUAUUUAAUUUAAAAAAAGGAAAAACAUCAUAUUUUUCCUAUUAAAUAAGCAAUACAUUUGUUGCUAGACUAAUAUCUGUCAUAAUUUAUGACUUUCAUACUGGAAUGACACAAGUCUCCUUGCGCCUGCCUUUCAAAUUCCCAUAUUUUGGAAGUGGUAUUACAAAUCAUUGCCAUAACAAACAUGUUAUAUGAAUACUGAAAAGUACUGGAGGAAAUUUGAUUUAUAAUGAAUCAUAAUUUUAAUGUUUUAUUUAUUUAAUUAUAUAAUUUUAAUCCAUCACUGUAGAAUUUAAAAUCUCUUGGUGUAAUUUGUAUAAUAAUGGAAAGAAAUGUGCACAAUAUACCUAGGUGACUUUUUUAAAACUACAUGCCGUUUUCUCAUAUAGCAUGUGAAUUUUUCUGGUAGAAACUGGUUUUAUUUUCCUUUUUCUUUAUUGUACUUUACCUUGUUAUCAGUAGAAUUGGCUGACCUUGUUUUAUUCAUCAUCAGAUAUUAUUUCAAUAGAAAGUUUACCUAAUAAAUAUUUUUCAAAGUGCAACUGUAGCAACCUAAAUUAUAUAGGCAGUGAUUCAAAUUUGACUGUGUCAAUUCCAGUUUAUUUGACAGUUAACAACUGCCAUGAGAGCAUUUUUUAGAACCUUGCUAGUUACUUCAUCUUCGUUCUUAUUGCAGGCUUCUAUCAUCAAUUUUAAAAUCACAUCCUCACAGUCAUAUUUGAAUUCAUAGGUCAAGCAUGUGAAUUUUUUGUUCCAAAUAAAAAAUUGCAACAAUAUACAACCAGAAUUUCGGAGGUAUAAAGGAAGCAUAAAACAAAAUCCAGUAUACUUAAUACUAAUGAUAAUAACAGUGAGAUGAUAAGUAAAUUAUGAUUAUUAUACAUAUUAAUUCAAUAACCUGUAUUGGUGUGAUUAUGCUUUAUAAAAUUGUCAGAUUGUUGAUCUUUUUUCUUUUCUUUUUUAAUAUACAUUAUUAUACUAUUGAAAUUUAAUCACUAAUUAUAACAGAAAUAAUUUCUACUUGCUGUGAUUGUAUGAAUCAAUACAACUCAAAAACCUUGAACCACUUUUUAUAUAAUAAGGUAAUUUUAUCUUUAGUGUAAAUAAAGGAUGACAAACAUUA
Messenger RNA from Cimex lectularius (bed bug), 3132 nucleotides. RefSeq names its product lysosomal thioesterase PPT2 homolog (gene Ppt2). The transcript is spliced from 5 exons. The record is from RefSeq and is a predicted model, not a curated record. Gene Ontology annotation, cellular component: lysosome. Gene Ontology annotation, molecular function: thiolester hydrolase activity. The coding region runs from base 171 to 1040 and encodes 289 amino acids. NCBI's taxonomy places the organism in Eukaryota, Metazoa, Arthropoda, Insecta, Hemiptera, Cimicidae.